Melanotaenia boesemani (Boeseman's rainbowfish) is the source of this 2942-nucleotide messenger RNA. RefSeq names its product chondroitin sulfate proteoglycan 5a (gene cspg5a). The transcript is spliced from 5 exons. Gene Ontology annotation, biological process: nervous system development. The record is from RefSeq and is a predicted model, not a curated record. NCBI's taxonomy places the organism in Eukaryota, Metazoa, Chordata, Actinopteri, Atheriniformes, Melanotaeniidae. Bases 464 to 2056 code for a protein of 530 amino acids.
CCUCUUCAGAUGAUGAGAAGGCUGCCGAGCGCGCUGUACUCCGCCGUGCAUUUGUCUCCCUCUCAGCCACAAAGUGCCCAAAGCACCGAUCUGUUCCAAGCUCAACCCGGCCGACCCGAGCCACGGCGUGCGUCUGCACCCCCAAAAGUAUCCCCCGCCUCCUACCACCUCCCCACCCUCGCCUCGCCGUCUCCCAUCGCCGAUUUGUGGCAAUGAAACCGUAACCCGCCUCUGUGUGCUGAACUGUGCCGAGUGAGUGAAAAACAGCGGCGGAGACGCAAAGACCAAGCGGCUAUGGAGGAGAAGCGCGGGGAGGCUGGAGUCUAGACUGCCCGCAAAUCAACAGAUCCACCCAUCGGGAUUACUUACAGCAAAAUUUCUGGACUCUUAUUAUUAUCAUCAGUAGACACAGGAUUUUAUUUUUCCCCGUCUGAUCGCCGUAGACUAACAUUACACAGCAAGGAUGCAGGGGAAGGAGGCGAGCGUUUGCACGGGAUGCUGGAGACUAAUGCUGCUGUGGUGCGUCCUGGCUCUGCACUUGGUCCCGCUGUCAGUUCACGGAAAUGUUACUGGGACCAAUGUGACUGAUCCAGAAAGCACAGUCAAUAUCACCUCCCCACUUAUCAAGGAGGAAGAUCCAGUCAAGGUAAAUGAGGUCAUCGCCACGGUAACUAGAAUGAACAACAAUGCUGCUUCUGAUCAGAUAACCACUGUGACCCCGAGGGCGGGCCGUAUCCCACGUGCCGGUGAGGAAGAUGAUCAAAGCAGCGGCAUGUUUGGUGAAACGGUGGUUCCCACGGUGGAGGAAGUGAGUGUGUCAGCUCCGCCCCAGCUCAGCCCUGAUUCGGCUGAGACAGAGCAUCUGUUGCCCAGCAACCCACGUAAAGAGGAAGUCAUGGAGGGAGAAGAGGAAGUGGAUGAGGAGGAGGACCGUCUGCCACAUACUGACCCACCUUGGAUUCAUGCCAAAGAUACAGCUGUGUUUGAUCUGGACCACCUUUUCACCACCACUACUGCCCGGCCCUCGGCCCCAACAAACCCCUCAAACGUUGACGUCCUCCAUGUGGACUUCUUUGACCCUUCAUCUCGUGGUCGUAACCUCGACUUGGCUCCUCCCUCUCCUUCAUCUUUGGCCCAUGAGCUGCAGGGCGGUGAUGCCACUUCCUGGGCAAUGCCGGAAAACUAUGACUACCUUACACCCUACGAAGAUGGCGUGUCCCCCACUGCUGAUGAAUACACCUACAGCACCACAACUGAUGCUUAUGAGAGUGAUGAAGACCUACGAGAUGCUGCUGGGUCUGUUCGCUCCAAGCCCCAGGUCCCAAGUUCAGGCUCCUUCAUUCCUGGAGCAUUUUAUCCAGGUGUGGGAGCUCCAGUACCAAACGCCCCUGCAGCGGCACCUCCAGCCCUCUCACCCAACGGAUGCCGCGUGGGCUACCAGUUGAUUAAUGGAAGCUGUCGCUCAGCCUGCGACAUGCAGCCCAAUUAUUGUCUUAAUGGAGGACAGUGUUACCAACUGGAUGGCGAAGAGAUUUUCUGCAGGUGCAACGUCCAGGAUUAUAUCUGGCACAAGGGUGCCCGCUGCGAGUCGGUGGUAACUGAGUUCCAGGUGAUGUGUCUGGCCGUGGGCGCCUCGGCUCUGGUGAUCCUGCUGCUCUUCAUGAUCAUCGUCUGCUUUGCCAAGAAGCUCCACGUGCUCAAGACUGAGAACAAGAAGUUGCGUAAGCGCAGCAGUAAGUACCGGCCUUCAUCGGAGCAGCACAAUGAUAAUUUCUCGCUGUCCACCAUCGCUGAGGGCUCCCACCCAAAUGUAAGGAAACUGUGCGACACCCCUCCUAACGUCCCUCAUGCCCGUGCAUUGGCUUACUAUGAUAACAUUAUCUGUCAGGAUGAUCCUAAUUCCCAGAACAAGCUGGAGGAUCCGGUGAAGGCUCCGCCCAAGGAGGACGACUCCCUUAACAUCCACAACUCCCUGACCCCCAAACAUGAGAAUCACAAGGUCCUGGGCGAGGAGAACUCCUCGGAGGUAAACUCACUGCAGAACAACAUGAUGUGAAACAAAACGCAAAACAAGCUCAGCAACCCGACAACAUCACACAGAAAACGACAAGGUGCACCGGCAAUGGGAGCCCACAAACCUCUCCCUGAUUUCCGUUCAUCUGCUGCCAAGUGCGCCUAACUGGUCAACUAACCAACAAUCCAGCCUACCAACGUACCAGCCAGGCAACACAAUCUGCAACCGUCUCCAACACGGCAACACUGCCACAAGCGCUUUGGGUCGCUGCCAAAAAUAAAACAGAAAAAAAAAGUAAAAAACACUUCCACCGCCGCCGCCGUUGCUGUCCCAGCUGAAAGUAACCCCACCCCUUCCUGCCUCAACCUGCAGCCUCCUGACGACACCCCAUCACAUGCAGUUGCGCCCCUGUUUCUGAGCCCCGCCCCUCUCGUUGCUGUCACUCUACUCUCCCUUUUCUUUCUUACCUACACACGCUCAGGCAUAAGAAGCAUACACAUACUGUGAAAAGAUGACAAAACCACGCAUAAAUGUGUACACACACACACACACACACACACACCUCCCUUCCCUGCCUGCAUUGGUGUAUUUUGUAAAAAACAAAGAAAUCAUACAGAAGUUUAAAACGUACGUAAAAAGUCAUUGUAAAAAAAAUUUUAAAAAGAACAAAAACAAAAAACAGUAAAGAUUAAGCUACUGAGAGGUUUUUGAUGUUUGUCUGACUAAUCCAGUGAGUAUGUAUAAAUAUUGGAAAAAUUGAUUCAAAAGAAGCAACACAAUGUGUCUUGGUUUUCAUUGAUGUGAUUUCUAAUCCUUUGAUGUACUUUUUUUUAUUUGUUUGGUUUUUUUUUGUACUUUUUUGGGACUUCAAACAGAGAAUAAACAAACGAGAUUCAGACAGUUGUUGAAAUAAACCUUUUUAACAUGA